Dicrocoelium dendriticum is the source of this 1264-nucleotide messenger RNA. The record is from the annotation of a GenBank genome assembly. Lineage: Eukaryota; Metazoa; Platyhelminthes; Trematoda; Plagiorchiida; Dicrocoeliidae.
CGGGAGUUUGCGUAGCCCAAGGACAAGUCUCGAGGCUCGUCGCUGAAAUUUUUCUAUUUUGUCACUUUCAUGUUUAGAUAAAGGGGCUAUGGCCGGAAGUCCGAAUUCAAGAAUGGGACAGAUAUGGGAGGUGAAGAGAAGUAUAAAUACCUGCGGCAUCAUUUUAGAGAAUGAUCUGCUUAUGACGCCCCACAUAUCCGGAACAGACAACACCGAUGCCGAAACUGCUGUCAUAAACCUUGGUGCAAAUAACUUCACGGAAUUCAGACAAAUGAACUCCCCCUUCAUGAUGCUGUUCUCAGUGGACUGGUGCACGAAUUGUGUGAAUAUGUGGCCAGAAUAUGAACUGGCCGCACAGGAGUUGCUGCGAGAAGAUCCCCCUAUUAAGCUGACCAAAGUUAAUGGCAUGACGGAAAAUUCACUGGCGGAGCAGUUCAGUGUGUCUACGUAUCCAACUAUCAUUGUUAUGGAUGGGGAAUUGGGGCAUCGGUACAAGGGUGCCUAUCGUGCCAAAGACAUGAUAGAGCACAUGAAGAAGUUAACAAGCGCUGGAUACGAGAUUGUCAGCAGUACCGAUGACAUAUCCUGGAAACGCACUGUGGACGACACAGUACUCUUGGCCCUUUGCUCUUCAUUCAGUCAUCCGAGAAUGUAUAAGUUCCGGCGUACUCUAAACGUGACCCCGGGGAAAUUCCGACCGAUGGCCUCUAAUUCACAAACAUUGAGACGCCAUUUCGGCUCAGCAGACCGUGAAUUUGCAGUGUUCCUACUGAAACCUCUUCGGUUUUCAAUACCAUCCGAGAAGACAGAAGUAGACGUAACGCAGCUUUUCUUAAACGACACUCAGAAUGAAGUGAAACUAGGUGAGCAACUGGCACGCGAGCAGCUCCCCUUGGUCAGCAUCUACGGCAGAGACAGAGACGAGAUGUACAGAGCGAAUGAUGAUCGACUGCUGUGCGUGAUACCCUAUUCAUUAAGUGCGUACAAAAAGCAAAACGAAGUACUGAACAAAUUGACAGAAAAACUGAUUGAACCGAUGAUUACAGAAUUCGCCGACAGGAUUCACUGGAUUAUCGUGGACGAUCUGAUGCAUACCCGCUUUCUGGACAGAUUCGAUGAUCCGGAGCACACUGGAGAAAUGUCAGCAGUUGCUACUGAGGCCGGCAGGCUAAACACUACACGUCUGCCGAAACCGAGUCAAGAAGUUGACUGGGGGGAUCCCACAGCCAACACAUGCAGCGCAUCAAUGAGUUGGAUGCGAUGA